GGAGGAGGAGGAGGAGGAGGAGGAAGAGACUAGGAGAGAGAGAGAGAGAGGGAGAGGAGGUCGUGUGGAGAUCCAUGCCUGAGAUGAGGUCUGGCGAGUGUAUCUUGGAGACGACGAUCAAGACAAUGGUGGCCAGGAGACACUGGUGUUUCUCCGCUCUCAAGCUGUGCUUGCUGGCGACGGUGGUUCACCACGCACAAGGGGUCAUGUCCAGAGAUCCAGUGUUUCUCGCAGAGAUUCAGAACCAGACAGUCUCAGAAGGCAGAAACGUUCGGUUCGCCUGUAGAGUCGACAACCUCGGCUCCCAUAAGGUUGCGUGGAUCCACUACGAAAACUCCGCCAUCCUCACUGUGUCAAGUCAUGUGAUAACCCGCAACGAGCGUAUCACUGUUACCAGAGACAAGCACCAGAAGACCUUCUACCUGCACAUUAACGACGUCAGGGAGACGGACACUGGCAAAUACAUGUGUCAGAUCAACACAGCCUCAGCCAUGACCAUCGCUGGCUACCUCACUGUAGUGGUUCCACCUGACAUCGUUGACCAGGAGAGCUCUGGUGAUGUCAUAGCACAAGAAGGAAACGACAUCAAGCUGAGGUGUAGGGCGCGGGGAUCACCUAAACCCACAGUUACUUGGAAACGAGAAGACGGACAGCACAUUACUGUCAACAAAUCUACUACAGUGUUAGAGUACGAGGGGGAAGUACUACGACUCAGCAAAGUGAGCAGAAUGGACAUGGGAGCCUACCUAUGCAUAGCUUCCAACGGACACCCACCCACUGUCAGCAAGCGCAUCCUUGUCAGCGUCGAUUUUCCACCCAUGCUGUGGAUCCCUCACCAGCUGAUUGGGUCAGCUAGAGGAAAGACAGUGGUGCUGGAGUGUUUUACGGAGGCACACCCGACUUCCCUUAACUACUGGACCCGUGGAGAUGGUAACAUGAUCUACGACUCAGGAAAGUACCAUAUUGAAAAUCGCAUCGGUAAUCCGGACUACAAGAUCCACAUGUUGCUGACGGUACGCUCCCUAACCGAACUUGACUUUGGCACGUACCGCUGCGUAGCAAAGAACCCCCGGGGGGAGACUGACGGUACCAUCAAGAUCUACGACUCCGGUCCUCCCCCGACCACGGUCCUGCCUCUCACCACCGAAGCUGAGAUGUUUGAGAAAAUUAACAAUCAGAUUUGGGACAGGUCUGAGAAUCGAACUCGCAAGAGGCCCAAUCCCCAAGCUGUAAGUGGCCAAAAUGGAGAUGAGGAGGAGAACGUCAUUGACCAGAAGCCAAGUCUUAACCUACCAGCCGUCGGCCAGAACUCAGCAGGCUGGCGUAGACUUCCUUGGAGGAUGGACCUUCCUGUUUUAGUGACAGCAUUAUACCUCCUUGGCGACCACUUCUGAAACACGUCCUCUGUUAGCCACCACAAGAGGUUACAACAUCUUCCGGUUACAGUGAAACCUCUAGCUUUAUUGCGGCUCUGUCUUGAAGAAUUAACCUCACCGAUGACGCUCCAGCCAAUCAGAAACGACAAGGUGCCAAUGCGUUUAGCAAAUCGAUCAUUAAGUGACGAGGUACUUGUAAACAAUAUAAAUUGUGUGCAUGACUGACCGAGUAGACACAGGUUACAUACACCGAAGGAGGUGAAUUUCUCUUUAUAUAUACACUAAGUGUGUAUUUUAAUCCCUAUUUUAGGAAUGGAGGAAUUCUUGAAUGUUAGGUGCAAGUGAAUUGCAGCCUUAAAUGAUCCACCUGUAGUCUCUACUCUUUAAACCUAACAAACUAUCUAACCGAAUAUAUAAAGAAAGUAAACAAACGGCUUCAUUCGCUAUCACGUAGCUACCUAGGAAAAGAGGCACCUGAACGGGACGUCCUAUGUCAGCAAUUACCUUUAUUCACGUUCGCCCAGUCAAUCGAAGGAGCACGAUUAACAUAUAUAUGUAACAUAUGUAUGUGUAAAUUGUCAUAUAUCACAGUAUGUUGAAUGUAAAUGAAAUAUAUUGUUAUGUAGAGAAAUUGAAUAUUAGGUAAUAGUUAGCUAGAAGUAUGGUAGACAAAACAAACACUGUGUUUCGAUGAAAUAUAUUCUUCAAUCUAUGGACAGAUUGUGUAAAAAAAAAUAGUAGUACUGAAAAAGUACUGAAAGGUGAAAAAAAAAGUGCAUCUUCUCGAAAAACAAAUACAGAUUUUGUAAAAUGAAUAAUGAUGAAUUUGGUGAAGAAAAAUAAAGUUUUGAAAAUUCUGUUUUAUAUGAAGUUAAUACAUAUGGAAUAUCACACGGGACCCUAAGUGACCCAAGUUUUCCAGAGAAGAAACUGAAAAGUUUCUAAACCUCGUACUGCUUGUGAUAAAAUUCUUCCUUUCUUCCUCGUUGAAACCUUAAUGAAGAAAACAACCUAUGAUGUUAAUGGUAAAUGACGAAGUUCUGUUUCCAUAACUGCUAGUUCAGUGGUUAUUACAUGGAUAUGUACAUAAAAUUUUUGUAAUUUGUACACUACAGCCAGACCCCCCAUUACCCAGUUCCUUACCAUUAACAGAGGUGUUGUUAUUGAAUAGUUACACGUGAAUGUUACUGUAUAUACAUAUUAUACAAGAGGCUAGUUUAUUAGUGUAGCUUGCCUGGGUUAUAUGGUGACUGAAUAUGUUGAAUGAGAUGAUGAC
Messenger RNA from Cherax quadricarinatus, 2652 nucleotides. Lineage: Eukaryota; Metazoa; Arthropoda; Malacostraca; Decapoda; Parastacidae. The record is from RefSeq and is a predicted model, not a curated record.